Pollicipes pollicipes is the source of this 960-nucleotide messenger RNA. RefSeq lists its product as uncharacterized. Gene Ontology annotation, cellular component: cell surface. Gene Ontology annotation, biological process: cell-matrix adhesion. The transcript has 7 exons. NCBI's taxonomy places the organism in Eukaryota, Metazoa, Arthropoda, Thecostraca, Pollicipedomorpha, Pollicipedidae. The coding region runs from base 38 to 925 and encodes 295 amino acids. The record is from RefSeq and is a predicted model, not a curated record.
ACGAGCGGCCGAGCCGCCGCUGACCUGCGCAGCCGUGAUGGAGAAGGGCAGCGGCGCCGAACCGUGGUCUGUCUCACAGCUGUCGGACAUGGCGGCCGAAGAGGUCAAGGAGUGCCAGGCCCAGCUGGGCUCGGUCAUGGCCGACGAGGACAAGCUGAAGGUGGUGUGGGAUGAGCUCAAAGAGGCGUACAGCGGGGCCGACAAAGUACCGAUGAGCAUGAUCGGGUACGUGGGCUCCGUCAUCCCCAGCGCCGACAUCGCGAUGCUCGACCUCACCACCGAAGAUGCCGUUUUUGAGUUGGGAAUGCCUAUGAAGAUGACGGAAGCGCAGCUGGAUGCACUGGCGACCCGGGCGAAGGCCCAGUGGAGUGUGCUGUCUGGCAGCGCGGCUGACUACACGGCGGACACCGUGGGCACUCUGGGCCAGAUCAUCUGCGGCAUGGCCCCGGCCGACGUGGAGAGCAUCCCGGCGGCGCGCUUCAAGGAGGCCAUGACGGUGCUCUCCGAGGUCUACUGGUGCAAACAAGCCGUCGCCGAGAAGUUGGCCGAUAAAGCCGUCGCCAUCUACGGCGAACCAUCCACCUGGGGGAUGAGUGAGGUGGCUGGCGUGGGAGCGGUGAUUGGCGGGCUGGAGGCGAUGAAGCUGAAAAGCAUCAAGGACGAGUCGAUGCGAGGACUGAGCGCCGAUGGCAUGAUGAGCAUCCCGCCCAGCAAGAUCGCGGGGCUGACGAAGGCUCAGGUGCUUGAGCUGUCCACGGAGGCGGCGCUCGCGAUAAGUGACGAACAGAUGGAGAAGCUGCCGGAUGACGCGAAGGAGGCACUGCUCAUGGUUUUCGAGGAAAACUUGAAGUCCAGGAGCGCUCGCUCAGCGGCGGCUGGGCUCUCUCUGCUCCUGCUGGGCGUUUUCGCCGCCCGUCUGGCUUAAAGCCGGGCGGAGCGACCGGCGCGCAGCCAGCCGAC